GAACCAAAACCGUUUCUUAAUUAAUCCAUCAUUCAUUAUUGUUCAAUUUCAAUCCGAACCAAACCAGAUUCAAAACUGAAAGAGCAGAGAAAUUUUGGUGAGUGUGUGAAGAAGAAGUGGAUUGGAGAAAAACAAUGGCUAGCGGAGGAGGUUACGGAGACGCGAACCAGAAGGUAGAUUACGUGUUCAAGGUGGUGCUAAUAGGCGAUUCCGCGGUGGGGAAGUCGCAGAUUCUUGCGCGCUUCGCCAGAAACGAGUUCAGUUUGGACUCGAAGGCCACAAUCGGCGUCGAGUUCCAAACGCGCACUCUGGUAAUCCAGCACAAGAGCGUCAAGGCUCAGAUCUGGGACACUGCGGGCCAAGAACGAUAUAGAGCGGUCACAAGUGCAUACUACAGGGGUGCUGUUGGGGCAAUGUUGGUUUAUGACAUCACAAAACGUCAAAGCUUUGAUCACAUACCUCGUUGGUUAGAAGAACUGCGUAACCAUGCUGAUAAGAAUAUAGUUAUCAUUCUUAUAGGAAACAAAAGUGAUCUUGAGAACCAGCGUGCAGUAUCCACAGAGGAUGCAAAAGAAUUUGCCGAGAAAGAAGGGUUAUUUUUCUUAGAGACCUCAGCACUGGAAGCAACUAACGUUGAAACAGCCUUUAUGACUGUUUUGACAGAAAUAUUCAACAUUGUCAACAAAAAGAACCUAGCUGCUGAUGAUAAUCAGGGAAAUGGCAACUCAGCAUCUCUGUCUGGUAAGAAGAUUAUUGUUCCUGGUCCUGCACAAGAAAUCCCCAAGAGGAGCAUGUGUUGUCAGUCCUGACUUUUCUUUAUAAUUUGUUUAAAUUUACUAGAUUUCAUGGUUAUUAUCACCAAUUUUUAAUGGUUUGGUGCAUUUCCUUUUGUAUAUUUUUACAUUAUUUAAAAUUUAUUUUGCAUGAGUUGCUGAUUAAGAGUUAAGACCAGCAUAGGGAAGUACUUACAAUUUGCUUGGUAUAACGUACGUAAGAGAUAAAACUUUAA
This is a messenger RNA of Cajanus cajan (pigeon pea), 1009 nucleotides long. Its product is annotated as ras-related protein Rab11A. Gene Ontology annotation, molecular function: GTP binding; GTPase activity. The record is from RefSeq and is a predicted model, not a curated record. Lineage: Eukaryota; Viridiplantae; Streptophyta; Magnoliopsida; Fabales; Fabaceae.